Molecule: messenger RNA, 6310 nt
Organism: Osmia bicornis bicornis
Lineage: Eukaryota; Metazoa; Arthropoda; Insecta; Hymenoptera; Megachilidae
Product: cordon-bleu protein-like 1
Exons: 13
Coding region: 384-5039 (1551 amino acids)
Biological process (GO): signal transduction
Molecular function (GO): actin monomer binding
Source: RefSeq, a predicted model, not a curated record
GAGAGCCGUUACCUGUCGGUCAGUCGUAGUUCGACAGUCGGUGCGUGUGGGUCGUUUCAUUUUGCUCCGCGGCACGUGUUUUCUCGAUCGUGCAUAUUAAUUUUUCUAUUCUAUUUUCUUGUCAAUAAAGACUAUUAAAAGAUAUUCAUUCUAUCAGACUUUAACGCGAAUCUUAUUGUAUAACAGGGAUGUGCUUGUCCAGCUUAUAAAAGUUUGGAAAUUUCUCGCGAACGAAAGGUGUUAGUGAAAAAUAGUAAAUUCGUGACAGUUGUGACUGAAAAGGCGGUUUCGAGAGGCUAGUGCAGAAGCUUCAGUUCGAUGAAAAUCGGAAUGACAGCAGCAGGGAAUUAAUCACGUGAACCAGAGAGGAGAGACCAUCCAGAAUGAUCCUAACCGUGACCGAGGACACUCCAGCAGACAUGCUGGCCGGUAGUAUGGAGCUUCUAGUCCAGUUACCCCGGGACCAUCAUGUUCAGACGCAAAGGGUCACGGUACAGAGAAGUACGCCGAUGAUGGACCUCCUCGUUCAGAUCGCCACGGCCCACAAAUUGGCCGCUUCCAGCUACACCCUGCAAGCGAUAGGAGAGCGAGGCAUGGUUCUACCUCAUCAACCCAACACGCCAAUCGGCGCUUUGGAUGCACUUCAGGUGAAGCUACUACCAAAACAAGGCACUUUUGUACCAAGGAAAGCGAAGCAGGCUAAUCAGCCUUUCGAAACAACAUUUAGGUUGCAGGUACAUCUACCAAGAAACCAGUUGUACGUAUCCAGAGUCAGUCCUAAAAUGAACUUGGGUGAGAUUUUGGAUGAGGUGUGUCGUGAGAAGAAUUUGGACAAGAAUAAAUAUGAGCUACGUCAUCCAGCAAACUUAGAGGAGACCCUGGACUUGUCGCUGACCCUGCAGGAUUACCACCUCCAGGAAGUUACCCUGUAUGCAAAGCAAGGAAGAACAUUGGGCUCCGCUUUGAGUACCCAGGACAUAAUGGCUCUGCAGAGGCAAGAAGAGCGUCGCAGGCAGCAGGCGAAACAGGGUGUAUUUAGCUUUUACAAGAAGUCGAAGGAGAGCUCUCUGAGCACCGACAGCCUGGGUGGACGCAGCGCGUCCCCUGCUAGAAGCGACGAGACUGGGAGAAGCUCGAGUCCUCUCCAACCACCUGCCAGGCCUCAGAGGAAACGGAGACCCGCGCCAAGGCCACCUGCUCCGGCUCAAGCUGAGGGCACAGAAGAGAGCUCUGGAGAUUCCAGCAAGGACAAGGUGGUCAUCAGUCACAGUCGCAACAGCAGCGACAGUUCUGGAUACCAUGAAGCCUCUGUUCUAAGCGAUAACCCAGAAUCUACUGGAAGACUUCCAGAAACUUUACCAAGGAGAAAUAAAGUUCCAACGGAGACGCCGAGAAAGCUGGCGCAGACGUCGCAGUCGAGCAAAAGUCUGGGCAACUUGGCCACUGUGCCUGGCACGCUUAGCCAUGGAAUUAGCAGCACCUCCAUAAGUUCCACAGGGUUAAGAAAGAAGAGGGCGGCACCUCCUCCGCCGGUAACCAGGCCCUUGUCAUCCGCAAUCUCCUCCCAAGGAUUAGAGCGCAUCGUCGACUCCGAAGAGUCGUUAACAUCCGACAUGGAUCCCUCGAAACCUCCUUCCGACAUCAGUGCAUCCUCCAAAGCAAACUCCGACAUCGAGGAACGUCCAAAGGCCAGCUCCGACAUCGGAGUGACCACCAUACCCACGAAACUGUCGUCCACGGUUGAUUUCACCAAAUCAGACUGUCCAAACGCGGACGCGGAGCUGAAGAGCAGCAAGUCAGACAUCGAAACGCGUCAUAGAUCAGGAUUCGUGAACGUUAAGUUGUCGAACACGAUGGCUGGAAAUCCCACACCUAUAGAGGACGCUCCUGUAGACGCUAGAGUAUCGCGAAAGAGAGUUGGAGAAUCUGUUCCACUUCCAAAGCCUAGAAAAGCAGCCCCGCGACCCGUGGUGCCAAAACGCAAGCUAGCACCGUCUUUUCCACCGAGUAACACCCUCAGUAGUGGCUCUGACAAUGUAGAGCGCCUGUUGAACGCUGGCACAAACCCCAGCAUCGAUGCUUCUUCGACUGACACGAGUUCAGAGGUCGUUCAGAGUUCUACAAACUUUGAAGAAAAGCUAGAAACAGCUUCCAAUUGUUCCACCAGCGAGAGUGAAGUAUUUCUGACGCCUGGAGUUGAUCAGAGUGAAGCAACCUUUGAUUACAACUCUGUAAUUCUGAAAGAAGAUGAAGGUGAAUCAUUGACUGCUGUACAGACAGAUAAUAAAGAAGAGGAGGUAUGCAGCAGCAAGGAAAAGAAUAUAGAAAAUCCUUCAACAGCGAAAGGCAGUUCUAAUCAAGAGAAGAAACUCUGCGCUGUGAUUUCAACGAUACCAAAGUGUGAAGUACUGAAUGCGCUGAAUGUUGACAAUACGAAGACUCAGAACAAAGAGAAGGAAGGUUUAAAGGAUCCAAAGCGAACCAGAAUCCCUAGGACAGCAUCAAAGUCAAAUGAUUUUGAGACAAACUCUCUGGAAAGGCAAAGGAGACAUUUGACCUCCCAGUUGGAAGAUAUCACGUUUGCUUUGAACUUAAAUGUGGCGUCUAAUGUUGGCUUAUUGUCUGACCGGUCAGAAAAGUUUCAGGGAAAUGCGCAGCAACUGGAGGAGAAGCAGAACAAUUGUUCCCAGAGUGUGGGUGGAGGAAAGUCUCAUCCUGGAAUGAAUGCAUCAGAUAAAGAAUUCUCAGAAACGGAUGUUUUACUGCAGAAGGUGUCCGACACCCUCUCCAACUCUUUACCAGUUUCCAACGAAAAGGCUUCAACUGAAACAAAGUCAAAAAUAAACAUCCCCAAAGACACGGAUCAAAAGAACAAGGACAUUGACUCUGCGGAUAGCUCAAACUCCACUAACGCUAUGAAUCUGACUGCAAAUUCCCAGCAAGAUACAUCAGACUACGUAUCAGCUGCGGAUGAAGACCUGUCCAUAGCUGAAUGGGAAUACCAGCUUCCAGCUCCACCAAGUGCCUUCCGGGACAGCUCUUCUCCAGUGUUCGACAAUUUUGAUGAGAUCACUCCAUCCUCUGAGGCUACAAAGGAUUCUAAGAUCAAGGAGCCUGAAUUUUCAGGUACCAAUGAUCCAAAGGAUUCUUUGAAGGAACAUCAUCCAAAGAAGCAAGAAAGCAAAGAGACUCUGAAGAAAGAAGCAACUCAUGAAAAAGUAUUCAAACGAGUUGAAUCAAGCUUGAAGAAAGAAGUGAUCAACGAAUUGGAGAACAAAAUUAGUAGUUUACCUCAGACUGCGAAGGAUGUGGACUCAAGGAGAGCAUCGAGUAACUCUUCAGCUCCUAAGGUAGCCCCUGUAGACAAUACCCUGUCGAAUUUCACUAUCACAACGUACACCAGACAGAAGAAUCUGAACAUAUUCGAAGAAGUAGAGCAACAAUCUCGUAAGAAGAACUCGGACGAGAGAUUCGUCAGGUCGUUUGCAACCCUGUCCAGGAACCAGGACAGAGAUCUGACGGAUUUCAGUUCAGGAACAUUGCAGGAGAAGAAACAGGAACCAAAGAUGAACAGAACAGAGACGUUGCAGAGGUGGCAGACCAACAAUGAGAAAAGCAAUAUCCAACGAUCAAAGAGUUACUUAUCUGUAUGCGACAAGGCCAAGUUCCAAGGAGGCACUUGUGAAGAUGAUGAUAAAAAUAGCGCAGAGUUGGAGAUGGAUGCUGGGAUGAAGAAAGCGACCAGCAUUAACAGCUUGAAUUCAACUGCAGUCAGGAGCAACGAGAAAUUCUCAAGGUGGAGGGAUAACAUUCUGAAGCGGCAAGAAGAACCUACCAAAGAAAGUCAACUGCAAUCUGUACAGGUGCUGAAGAGCAUUUUGCCGCAGUUGAAAAGUGCUCAACAGGCGGAGGAAAAUGUGUCCAAAGAAUUGAAUAAUACAGUAUUACAGGAGAAAACGAGACCGGAAACUACUACAUCUAACGAACAUUCGAUGGAAUCAAACGUAGUUUCAACUCGUGAUUCUCAAGCAGCACCGAGCAACAAGAAACCAGAAUUCAAGAAGUUGCCAUCAGAAACAAGUGCAAAACGGUACACCUAUUCAGGACCCCCUGCGAUAUCCUUAGGCAGCUGGUCAGAUCGACCUAAUAUUAACGUUCAGAUUAAAAAGGACACAGAUUACAAAUUUGGAGCAAGUAAGAGCAACAGAACUGUUAUAGAUAUAAAUGGCAGUAAGGAAGAGACGAAUGGUUCUAACAUGGAAGACACUGUUAAAUCACAGAGGAGUAAGUUUGAAAUUGCAGACAGAAGAGAACCUAAUGAAUUGACUAAGAAAUUGAUCACUCAUACCACAGCGUCUGGCUUCAAGAAGCCAGUAUUGAAUAAAGUCAAUUCAGAGUCAAAAACUGUAAGCGAUAAACCUGUGGUGACAGGUGUAGAGCUGAAAAAAAGCUUCCUGGAGAAUAAACAAGAUGACAGUGUUAUAGAUACCACGCCUAUGAACUUCAAAGAAUUGUCCAAAGCGUUUGAUCAGGAGGUCUAUCUGCGACCAAAACCAAAACGUAUCAAUGUAAACCGACGCUCGGAUCUUCAAUUGGAAAGAGAUUCCAGUAAACAGAACGGACACGCUAAUUCUGAUCAGUGUUCAACGAACGGCUUCCAAGACCAUUCUAAAGUUAAGAGGUUCACCACAAUCGUAGGCAUGCAACCUCCAAAUCAAACUAACCUCGCUUUCAGAAACGCCAUCAAUGGUAAAUGCAAUCCGCCAAUGCCUGUUGUAAAAGGAUUCAAGAUAUCGAAUGUAAAAAUUGAAGGGAGUCAGGAAAAUCAGAAUAAUUUAUUGAAAGAAAAGUCCAAGGAAUUGAACGGUGAUUCACAACCUCCAAAACCUCCUACGAUGCCUGUCAUCACAGGUGUUACGUUGAAAAGUACCAGACCAAAAUCUAUGCCUGUUCAAAUGGACUCAAGGGACAUGUUGUUGGAAUCUAUUAGGAAUUUUGGUGGUCGAGAGAAUUUGAAGAACGCUGCGGAAAGGUGUUAAGCUCGUUACACGCUUAACUGUGAAUUCACAAUAAUUUCAAGGGUUUCAAGUUUCUUGAAGAACAGCCAAUGAAGAAUAUCAUUCCAUGAAUGCUUUGGUGCUCUAAAUUGUACAGUUUUAGCGAUAGGAGAUGUUUGACAAUAAUAGGAAAGAGUCUUAAAAGAAGAGGUUUAUUUAUAUAUUUUUCAAUCAUCGUCAGAAGUUUAGUCAACAAUUACUUAUGUCACUUUUCUUCGACUCUCUUUCCUGUAUUGAUUGUCAGACGUCUUACAAAUGUUUCAGUGGUUCGAUGGCCAAUAGUUUGUAGGAACAACCAACCACGUUAGUUGCUCACGUGUAAAUAUCGUGUGUAAAAAGUUGGACAACUGAAAGGGAGAAUAGUUGUCGUUAAAUGGUCGAUUAAAAAAAUAUAAUGUAAAUAUGGUUUAGGCGUGUAAAGCGAUAGGGAGAGUCUUGUAUUACCAUGUCCAAAUAGUCAACGAACUCAAGUUCGUUUGAAACGAUGUUGCUCAUUUACACGACACAGUCUACGUAAUUUUUGUUAAGUUUUUUUUUCUCUUUUCUUCUUUUAGUUCUUCAGCCAUUCGGUCCUAACUUCGAUGAACAAGAGGUUAGGUUCGAAAGGCUGAGUAAACGUUGACUAACACGUCCUAUUCUUUACAAUUAACAUUAAGUUUCUAUCACUGGGACCAAAGGUGACAUCUUUUAUUUUACGUACUGUACAACGAAUUCAAAUGCAGCUAGGGUGUGUGUAUAACUAUGAACGAUAGUCGUUCUUAUUAUUAUUUUCUUGUUUAUUUGUUGAGAAAAAUCUGGUCAGUCAUAGUUUGAAAAUUGAGAAACGUGUGUUAACAAAGCUUGUUCUCUAACUUGUGUUUCCAUACAAACAACGAAUGUUUAUUUAACAAUUAACUUUCAUCUUCUGCGUUUACAAUUAUACAACUGUUAAGAAAAUAAAUUUUAUUUCAUUAGAAUGCUUUGUGCGGUUAUUGUAACAAAGUUUCAACGACCAAAUAGAAAAUAUGUUGUGUUAAUUUUGCAUUAAUAACGAUGUUAUUUAAACAAAAAGGAUUUCAAAAUUACUGUGAUUAAUUAACCAGUUAGAAAGGUACAAUUAUUUUACAGAUUGUGAACAUCAAAUGGAAAUUUAAUGGCAAACAGUAAUCGCAGUGGAAGAACGUAUUAUUUACUGUAAAUAGCAUAAAAUGUGUUAAUACUGUAUUUAAUAUUAUUUUCCUUUUGCGUAAAAAUAUAUUACGGCGACACAUUUA